Molecule: messenger RNA, 841 nt
Organism: Stegodyphus dumicola
Lineage: Eukaryota; Metazoa; Arthropoda; Arachnida; Araneae; Eresidae
Source: RefSeq, a predicted model, not a curated record
AUGUUCAGAUUGGUAGAAAAAUUUUGGUUAGUGGAAAAUAUUGGUGAAGAAAUGCCAAUUCUUAGCCAAGAAGAAGAAUUCUGCGAACAACAUUUCAAAGUCACUUACAGAGGAAAUGAAGAUGGCAGAUUUAUCGUAAAAAUGCCUAUGAAAGAGGAACAAUUAGGAAAUUCAAAGCACUUAGCCAACAUUAGACUCAAUCAAUUAGUUAAACGUCUUAGCAAAAACGCUACAUUGCAACAUUUAUAUCAAGAUUUCAUAACAGAGUAUGAAAAUUUGGACCAUAUGGAAAGGGUCGAUGAUAAUUCAAAACCGGAACUUGAAUAUUACCUUCCCCAUCAUGGAUGCCCAAGCUCAAAUGGAUUAAGUUUGAAUGAUGUACUUUUAGCGGGAGCAGUCCAAGAAGAUACUUUUGAUAUUCUUGUGAGAUUUAGAAAACAUCAAGUUGCAGUUAUUGCGGAUAUACAAAAAAUGUACCGGCAAAUUUUAGUUGAUGAAUCCAAAAGAGACUUACUUCGAAUCUUAUGGAAGAGAAGCAACCUUAGCGACUCACCUGUGACAUAUAGACUCAAAACGGUGACUUAUGGUACUAAAAGUGCUUCAUUUUUAGCCAUUAGAUGCAUAAAGCAAGUUGCAUAUGACGAAAUGCAUAAAUAUCCUGAAGCUGCCAAAGCUGUCUUGUUUCUGUCCAAUCUGAAAUGUCCAGUGAAGAAAACAGGCCCCAUUAGUAGUACACGGAAUAUUCAAGAUGCGGAAAUGCACUUGAUAAAAAUGGUUCAGGAAGCUCACAAAGAGUUAAAGAAACUUUCUUCAUUAGUUACUGUCCCUGAUGAAGUUUGGG